Drosophila persimilis is the source of this 420-nucleotide messenger RNA. RefSeq names its product 39S ribosomal protein L42, mitochondrial (gene mRpL42). NCBI's taxonomy places the organism in Eukaryota, Metazoa, Arthropoda, Insecta, Diptera, Drosophilidae. The record is from RefSeq and is a predicted model, not a curated record. The coding region runs from base 1 to 378 and encodes 125 amino acids. Gene Ontology annotation, cellular component: mitochondrial large ribosomal subunit. The transcript has a single exon.
AUGGCUUGGGCGGCACGUUUAUACACAAGUUUUCGUUUAUUUUCUAAAAAUGCCGUGAACUGCAACGCCAUCGGAGGCAAGAGUCUGGUGGACGGCGUGGCUAUUACAAAAAAUGGCAAAACAAUAGUUGCCUGGCAUCCAGAAACAGCCUUCCCCUACGAACACUCAAAGCCGCUGCCCAAAGUUGUGGAAGCGCAAACCUCUGCGGUGAUCAAGGAAACUGCACUGAAGACGGCGAUGCAGGGAUUCAAGAGGAAGCAUCCUGAAGUGGCACGCUACGAGCUGUCGAAAUUGACACACACCACAAAGCACCGUUGGUUCCCACGUGCUCGCGACAAGAAGGCCAAGAAGACGCCCAUGGAUAGGCCAUACCUGUAAACUGGGUGCAUUGCAUAAUAAAUUCGUUUACGUUUUAAUCCA